This is a messenger RNA of Pyrenophora tritici-repentis Pt-1C-BFP, 957 nucleotides long. NCBI's taxonomy places the organism in Eukaryota, Fungi, Ascomycota, Dothideomycetes, Pleosporales, Pleosporaceae. The record is from RefSeq and is a predicted model, not a curated record.
AUGCUGCAGGCACUUCUAGAUGGCACCCUGCCCCAGAAAGUCGAAGUGGGAGACCAAUCGCACAGCCGAUUACGGGCCUACUUCGACGACGCCCUUUUCGAUGAUUAUCUCAAAGCUGUGAGCACGAAAUCGAGACCUCCACCUAUCAGCACUUGGGCUCUAAGAUCGAAAGGGAACAACAGUCCUGCCUUCUACGUACGGUGUUUUAUCAGCGACAUUGGCGACUCUCCUACACCAAGACAAUUUCGAACGAUCAUCGCUUGUACGCGACAGUACAUAUCAGGAGACCCAGACCAUGCCAAGCUAUGUCUUCGCAUCGACAACGAGUCUCGGGCCAACCGCUCCGACGAGGAAGAUAUCACCCACGGCCGCCACUAUUUUCUCGCGGGCAGCGCACGGGGUGUGGAGAUCAUCGCGACCUUUUGCGGAGCAUUGGAAGGACUACUCAACGAAGGCGACGAUCAUACGCAAGACAUACCGUUUCCGCACAUGUUCAAGUAUAUCAAAUACACAGAGAAGGAAGGCGCCCAUAACAAGCCCAUAUUCAAGUGGAAAACAUACGUUAUCGGAUACCCAAUCAGCGUCGACGAGUGCAAACUCGGGAAGGAGCUGUUCGCCCGUUUGACAGAAAGUUACUUCAACAGUGACAUCGGCUUCAAUAUCGCACCCGCAGGCCUCAGCUUGUCGCGCAUGGAAAAGCUCGUUCAGGAACGCAAGCAGCGUGUCGAAAAUCUUACAAGAGAUGAACGUACAAAAGAUGGAAAGAUCGAGAAAGCGAUACAGGAUUUGCGUGCGGUGCAGCGUCAAACACAAGACAUGUGCACAGACCCAGAAAUGCGGGCCGCUAAGGUGCGCCACGAUGAAGCCUUCUGGGAACGUAUGACCGCUACGCAAAAGGACAUCCAGGAACAAGAAAAGGACAUCCAGGAACAAGAGGAAGCGAUAGAACGGGAAUGA